Messenger RNA from Nerophis ophidion (straightnose pipefish), 2336 nucleotides. It is a transcript of the gene sash3, whose product is annotated as SAM and SH3 domain containing 3. The record is from RefSeq and is a predicted model, not a curated record. The transcript has 8 exons. Gene Ontology annotation, molecular function: protein binding. Lineage: Eukaryota; Metazoa; Chordata; Actinopteri; Syngnathiformes; Syngnathidae. The coding region runs from base 166 to 1983 and encodes 605 amino acids.
UGGUCAUGUGACUUCCUGUUAGCUGUUAGUGGAGUGCACCGCCGCAUCAUCGUUUUAUGUCUGACAUCAACAAGGACAAAGAAACAUUAGCUCUCUGGCAUUAGAAACUGUUUUUUUUUUUUUUAUUGUUGUUGUGGCGGCGAUCUGCCAGGCAGCCAGGAAGACAUGCUGAGGCGAAGGCCUUCCAACGCCUCAGAGAAGGACCAGGCGCAAAAGAAGAAGCUCACCCUGCAGAGGUCCAGCAGCUUCAAGGACUUCAUGAAGCCCAAAGUGAUUUCCCCGGGCACCUCUGAGAAAGAAUUUACCAUCAACGAGUCCGUGGAAGAUGGCGUGGCGGAUGGAGGCAAGAGCGGCAGCAGGCUGGGCAAGACGUGGCGCAAUGUCAUGUCCCGUACGAUGACCCGCAAAACCUCCAAGAUGGUGCAGAAGGUUCUGUCAGAGGACGGGGGGGGGAGCAGUGAGGAGGUGUCCACCUUCCAGCCCGGCUGGCUCCCAUCAGGCACGAGUCCAGGCCAGAGGACGUCCCUGUGCUCCACAGGCUCCGAGGACACCGUGCCCAGUCCGCUCAGCUGCCCUUUUUCCGGCAACAGUGACCGACAGAGCCUGGACAGCGGGUACUGCCAGAGGGACAGCCUGCGACUGGAGGACAGCGCCUACAACGGACCCUUCUGCGGACGAGCCCUGGUGCACACCGACUUCAUGCCGAGUCCUUACGACGUGGAGUCGCUGAAACUUCAAAAAGGGGACGUCAUCCACAUCAUCGAAAAGCCACCUGCCGGCACCUGGACGGGGAAGCUCAACAACAAGGUGGGCUCCUUCAAGUUCAUCUACGUCAACCUCCUGCCCGACGACAGCCCCCCGGCCAGGAGGAGGCCUUGCAGCAGGAAAAUCAGCAGGACCAAGUCCAGACCGUCGACCCUGGACGAGGUUCUGGACAGCAUAGGUUUGUUGGAACUCACUUCCCUGCUGUCCAUGCACGGCUUCCAGAGCCUGGAAGACUUCAGUGGCCUAAGAGAAUCUCACCUCAAUGAGCUGAACAUCACGGACCCAGACCAGCGCUCCAAGAUCUUGACCGCCAUCGACCAGCUCAGAGAAUCCGAGGAGGAAUGCAGCCCAGAGGAACAAGAAGAUGAUAACGAAGAGGUGGAGAAGGAGGAGGACAGAUCCAUGGGGGACGCCAAGGACACCAGGGACUCGGGAUGUUUUGAGAGUUCUGAGCAUCUGGAGGUUGGAGGCGAGGAGACAAAACCCGAGGAUGAAGAUGAGACAAAAGCAGGGGAUGAGGAGACACAUCUAGAGGAUGAGGAGACAGACAAGGAGACACAUCUAGAGGAUGAGGAGACAGACAAGGAGACACAUCUAGAGGAUGAGGAGACAGACAAGGAGACACAUCUAGAGGAUGAGGAGACACAUCUGGAGGAUGAGGAGACACAUCUAGAGGAUGAGGAGACAGACAAAGAGACACAUCUAGAGGAUGAGGAGACAGACAAAGAGACACAUCUAGAGGAUGAGGAGACACAUCUAGAGGAUGAGGAGACACAUCUAGAGGAGGAGGAGACACAUCUAGAGGAUAAGGAGACACAUCUAGAAGAUGAGGAGACACAUCUAGAAGAUGAGGAGACACAUCUAGAAGAUGAGGAGACACAUCUAGAGGAUAAGGAGACACAUCUAGAAGAUGAGGAGACACAUCUAGAAGAUGAGGAGACACAUCUAGAAGAUGAGGAGACACAUCUAGAGGAUAAGGAGACACAUCUAGAAGAUGAGGAGACACAUCUAGAAGAUGAGGAGACACAUCUAGAAGAUGAGGAGACACAUCUAGAAGAUGAGGAGACACAUCUAGAAGAUGAGGAGACAGACAAAGAGACAGAAGAGGAGCUCCAAGGUGAGGAAGCAGAAGCCAAGGGGGAGGAGUCCCCAUCAGAAGCACUGGAUGAUGCUCGGCAAGACCUGCAAGAACUGAGUGUGCAAGAGGAUGGUUCUUAAAAGACUCCAAAGAAAUGGUCAAAAAGUUUUGGUGGACAGAAGCUUUAAGAGCUGAAGAAGCUUGUAUACUGUAACCUGUGUCAUAUUGCAAAGUCUUUAAUGCCGUUUGCUGUAAAAUGUUUGCACUUCACAUGGAAAUGUCCCCACUGUGACCUUCUCCAUUGGUCAUGGUCUUCUUGCAGCACGGGAAAAUUAUUUUUUCGAACGUUUUUCGAAGGUACUUUGUCUUUACUUGUAAUGUGAGAUGUUUUCUGUAAAUAGUGACCUGAGACGUGUACUCCAUUGCUGUCACAGUUUAAAGACAGUCAAAACGCAUCAACUAAAAUUCCUAAUAAAACAAAUAUUUUUUGUCA